AUGUCCGCGGCCGCCUACAUGGACUUCGUGGCUGCCCAGUGUCUGGUUUCCAUCUCCAACCGCGCCGCGGUUCCAGAGCAUGGGGACGCUCCGGACGCCGAGCGGCUGCGACUACCUGAGCGCGAGGUGACCAAGGAACACGGUGACCCGGGGGACACCUGGAAGGAUUAUUGCACACUGGUCACCAUCGCCAAGAGCUUGUUGGACCUGAACAAGUACCGACCCAUCCAGACCCCCUCGGUGUGCAGCGACAGUCUGGAGAGUCCCGAUGAGGAUAUAGGAUCCGACAGCGACGUGACCACCGAAUCUGGGUCGAGUCCUUCCCACAGCCCGGAGGAGAGACAGGAUUCUGGCAGCGCGCCCAGCCCGCUCUCCCUCCUCCACUCUGGAGUGGCUUCGAAGGGGAAACACGCCUCCGAAAAGAGGCACAAGUGCCCCUACAGUGGCUGUGGGAAAGUCUAUGGAAAAUCCUCCCAUCUUAAAGCCCAUUACAGAGUGCAUACAGGUGAACGGCCCUUUCCCUGCACGUGGCCAGACUGCCUUAAAAAGUUCUCGCGCUCGGAUGAGCUGACCCGCCACUACCGGACCCACACCGGCGAAAAGCAGUUUCGUUGCCCGCUGUGUGAGAAGAGAUUCAUGAGGAGUGACCAUCUCACCAAGCAUGCCCGGCGUCACACCGAGUUCCACCCCAGCAUGAUCAAGCGAUCAAAAAAGGCUCUUGCCAGCCCCUUGUGAGGUGCUCCCCUUGGCAACCAGGCAGAGAUGGUCACUGGAAGGACAGAGCUCCCAGGAAACAGACGGACACAUGGAAACAAGCCCCAGCAGAGGCACGCUGGCCACAGGAGGUCACUGCUCUUGGGUCAAUAUUCUGAUACUCAACUCUCCCUGCACUGUUUCCAAAAAGCACAUGGUAGCCUAAGAUCAAAGUCAACAUUUGGGUCCCUUGCAAGGCAACUCGGAGCCGUCUCUGACUGUUGGAGGGCAGGCAAAUGCUUUUGGUAUUUUCUCCUUUGUUUUGGGGGGUGGGGGGGAUGGGGGCAAGGCCAAGACUCGGGGUAGGAGUUUGAAGAUUCGCAGUGGUGUACAUAUGUCUGACUGGGUGAGUUGACCCCUGGCCUCCCACAGUGACUCUGGAUCCUUGAUGCUUGCUGACUCUCAGAAUUGUUUUCUUCUCUUUUAAUGUAAUGACCAGUGUGCUUCAGUUUGUUUAGCAGAACCACUCUCUUGAAUCAUGUUAACUUUUGAGAUUUAAAAAAAAAAAAAAACCCCUCCAUAGCACAGCUGUCUUUUAUGCAAGCAAGAGCA
This is a messenger RNA of Acomys russatus (golden spiny mouse), 1305 nucleotides long. It is a transcript of the gene Klf9, whose product is annotated as KLF transcription factor 9. Gene Ontology annotation, molecular function: DNA-binding transcription factor activity, RNA polymerase II-specific; RNA polymerase II cis-regulatory region sequence-specific DNA binding. The record is from RefSeq and is a predicted model, not a curated record. Gene Ontology annotation, biological process: regulation of transcription by RNA polymerase II. Lineage: Eukaryota; Metazoa; Chordata; Mammalia; Rodentia; Muridae. Bases 1 to 735 code for a protein of 244 amino acids. The transcript is spliced from 2 exons.